AUGGAUAGACCUUCGAGUCACUACCAGCCGACAGGACAGGCUUCUGGUCGGAGUAGUGCGGCCGUUUCCGACCGGCACCGACAAGCGAGUGCUAUAUGCGAGUACUAUUUCCAAGACCUUUGGGGCGUCACGAAGCCGCCGCCAAAUGCGAGUCGUUUGCACGAGAACGCGAUGCAGCUUGCCGCAUGUCUCCAAACUGUAGGAGACACACUCGUGAGCAGCCAAGCGGAACUGGAAAGCACACUUGCAAAGCUGCCCGCCGGGCCUGCCCCGACAGAACCUCAAGGGGGCGGUACCCCCGAUGUCAGCCCCUCAGGGGGUGGGCCCCCAGGGGGUAGGCCCCAACAAAGUGCAUAUAGCGAGUUAUGGGCGGAAGACCCCUUUGCAGGCAUCCCGAUGAAGUCUAGCAGCAAAGAGCAGGUGAGCAGUAAGGCUGUGUUCAGCGACGACCUAUUUGCGGACGACCCGUACCCAAAUCCGUACCCGGGUCCGACGGCGGGGGGCUCUCUGUACGCGAAUCCAUACGGCAGCACGCACUCGGACCCAUAUACGGAGAAGAUCAGUGGAGUACGGACGGGUGUGGUAGACUGUUCGCGUUUGUCCUUGGUGUCUUUAGCGAUGCGGUCCGCGGCGGACGCUCUGGGGCAUUUGCCGCCGGUGAUUUCGCAGAAUUUGUCGAAGGAGAUGGGCGGAGUGGCGAGUGCGAUUUACGGCCGAGUCGCGCGUGCGGUGGAGACAGUUCGGAAUAUGGAGACGACGGACCUGAUGGUGGAGCCUUUUUACGUGGUGCAUUGUGCCGAGACGCGUAGUCGCGCGGCGGUAUUGAUUUUGAUCCGGCGUUUCGAGGAGUAUAAGUUGGUGUUAGUCGACCCGUCGGUGGACAGCGAACCCUACAGAGAGCGUUAUGACUCUCUACUAUACCGUGUCGUGCCCCACAGCGUCUGGGAUUGCAGCGCCAAUGUCAAGGCGCUGCAGGACUCCGCUUUCUGGACCGUUCUGCUUUCUCUCGGAUGCGUCCCUAACCCCAAAAAUACGGCCACGCUCUACACCGUCCUUCUACCGUUCGUCGGUCGCCGGGUCUACAGACCCCACGACCUCCACUUCCUUGCCGACCCCGGCCUCUCGCCCAACGUAGCCAUGGCUAACUGGCACCUUGCAGAACUCGUAGGUUGCGUAUUAGUCGAAGAACUGCUCGGACCCGAAGGCUUACCCCGUGGCACCGUGGCCGCCGUACAAGUAAGACUUUGGUCCAAACUGGCCACUGAUCUUGCCGCCGUUGGCGACGUCAGCCGGACACCGCGCAAAAGCGGGUCCCGCGAGGCCGGACUCCGGCAGGCCGGGUCGCGCGAAGCGGGGCUGUCGAGCCAGCCGCGGGAAGUCGCGGACCUAGACUGCUUGCUGGACGACUACUUGGAGAUCCGAACGUUCCUCAGUCGGCACAUCUGCUACUCCAUUAAGCGGUGGCAAGAUCAGUUCCCCAUCCUCGCGGGCGAGGCUCAAAUCCUAUGCGAACAUAUGUUAAGGGAGGAGGCUCCUCCUACGGGCUCUUCCUACGUUCAAGACACGAUGCUCAGAGGAAAAUGCGGUCUGCCGCUCUUUGGAAUGCUCAGCUGUCAUCGGGCCAGCAUGCUCUUUGACGGCCCCCGAAACUUCGUGGGAGGCAUUGUAGCCAGACCCGACCUAACUGCACCGGAGCAGUGGCGCAAGAAAAUACUAGACGGGGCGGAUUUCGCGCACGCCUUAAAAACGGCACUUGAAACCCUGGCCAACAUUGAGUAUCAAAGAAGGUUCAUCAAACAUCACAUGUGGCUAUGUUGGUCCCUAAUGGAAGAUUUUGUGCUCAGCGUUAUUCCCAUGGAAUUCAUUGGCAUCACGGCCGUGAUAAAAGAUUUGUCCAGAUCUGACCAGCUCAGCAUCGUCGCCGACCUCGUUGAUUUACUGCGGUUUUUGUCCGUUACAUAUGUAAGAAUUAUUUCCUCUAUACCGUCACAAAAUGAUAUUGUCGGCUUCCAAGGGUCCAAAGCCAUCGUAGCUAGCACGCUACUUUUAUUGAUGGACAGUGUGAUGCGCCAAGUACCUUAUGACAACGUUGGAGCAUGGACAACAGUAUACAAAAAGAACUAUUCUAUCGGCAUCCAUGGGAUUGACGACUUGACUUCCUUCAUACCCUCCACUGAUCCCGCAGUCCUGAGGGCUCGGGUACACGUUCUGGAUGUGCUCAGACUGUCGGUUGGAAAGAUUGAAAUUUUUCCGUUUGAUCUCUUGGGCCCGUGCUACGGCGCAAAUGAGAUGAAACUUUGGGAGGAGAUUAGCGAUGUAAUCGGAUUUAUGCCCAACUGUCCUUUGGCAGACAAGAGACAGGUUCUUGCCAGUGUCAUGCAAAACGAGAACCACCAUCUCCAUUCCUUAGUACCCGAAUGGACGCAACUGAGAAAUGCCGUAUUUAUAACCAAGUUUAUUCUUAACACCACUGUCGCAAACUCCGCCCUACAGAGCAUGUCGCCUACAAUGACGGAGUCGAAUCCGAGCUGGAGGUUCGUAAAAACAGAAAAUGGACUGCAACAUUUCCGAGUUACCUUCAUGAACAAGGCCGGACGAGCUGUUGCCAAUUGCCUCUUUACCAAAAUACAGCCACAUGGCAGCACCAACAAUCUCCUCGUGCCCGUCUGCGAGUGCGAGAGGACCGGAGUAUUCGCGUACGGUGAUUUACGAAAAGCGUUUGACGAGCACACGCGUGUGCAAUCUCAGCGAGUCCGGCAGCUUCGCAAUGAAAAAGGAGAUCAGGCAACAAGCAUCCUACCGACGGCGUAUGCUACGUUUAAUGCGUUCUCUAAAUACAUCACCGGCUUCUGGGACUCGACUGCGGACGAACAAUCCGUUGAUAUGACCUCUGUUCCACCAGGGCACCUUUUCGGCGACAACGUAUCAUUUAUCCAGCAAGGCAUCGAUCAGGGGGGGCACGAAACGGCGUGGGUGGCCUUGGCUCAAAAGGUCAGUAAGGGAAUUCGUUACGAGACCGAUAUAUUGAAUUUGAAGGCUAUUCCGAUUCUUCAUAGGGUGCUUACUCCGUGGGAUACCGAAGUUUUCUUGGAGCUUCUGGGAUCGCCGUACAUUCGCAUUCCCUCGUUACUUGCGUUCUUUGCGCACGGCGCGAGGAUUGAGGCGCUGGCUAGUCCCCAUAUUCAGGCCAUACUUUGGACUGCUAUAUUCGAACCGGGGUCUUGGAAGUCUGAAGAUUUGUUGUCAAAGGAAAGCGGGAAGCUGAUGUUGGGGGUCAAGUAUCCACCGGAGUCCGACUAUCACGCCAAGGUUUACAUGUCUACCCGUAUGGGUUUGUUGAUGAACGAGCUACUUUACAACGGUUCGAAUAUAAUUCAGAGUUUAGUGGAUCUCAUGCGGCAUACGUACGACAAGGAGACGGGAAAGCUGGACCUGCAGUCCAAUGCCCCGAUUGUCGCGCUGGGUUUUGUGGUCCAGCUCGCAACCAAGGUGUUGAAUUUCGUGCGCUACAUGUCGGAAGAGGCGGAAUUCCUCAUUUCGCAAUGGACGUCUAGUCCGAUUUCGAACACGACGGACUGGAGGACGCACUUCGCACGUCUAUACGAGCGACUGAGUCAGCCGUUGCUCUGCGAGAUCACGCCUGCACUCUCCAAAUGGGCGCAGGACGCGACGGCCAAGAAGAAGAUCGUACUCGCCGUCUUCACACGAUCGCUGGUGGUCGCGGUGCUGACGUGUGUGCGCAAACAGAGCCACCUGACCAACUGCGGCGAGAGUUUGUUCUUUGUGCUCGCGCACCGACCGUUCUUUCACACAGAAGCGACUUUCGAGACGAGUGACGCCCGCGCGUUCGACCAGACGGAGGUGGGCAGUGAUGCCGAGGAUGAGACGGGUGUGCCGCGCGCCGCGGCCGGCUCUGGUUCGCAAGAAGCCAAGACGCCGAGCACUCCCUUGGGACUGGCGUUGAUCGACAUCUUCAAGUGUUUGCACGCUCUUCGCACACACUUCCUGCUCAAGUGCGAAGUCCCGCUCCGGCCCUGGGGCCUGGCGGAGGCCCGCAGUCGAAGCCAGUCGCCCGUGCGCGGAGAGCCGGCGCUGGACGGCGCCCUCGAGGAGCUCUGGGACAACGACCCCGAGACCGGCGACGUGGCGGUCGCCCUCGAGGAGCAGGAGACGCACCGGCGUCAGGCCUCGCGCCAGACCUUCUGCGACAGCGUCUUGCGCGUGGUCGUCGGUGGCGACCCAAGUUUCGCCGCGAACGCGGCCCAAGACGGAGACGCUCAGACCGGAAGAGGCGACAGCGGAACCGGGGAGAACGGAUGCGGGGAGAGUGGAAGCGGCCAGCGCACGGCUAUUUGGGAGCGCUCCUCGGAGGCUUCCGCCGGGCGCGCCUCGCCCUUCCGCGCUCUCUCCGGUUGCUACUGGGGGCGCUACGUGCGCAAGACCGGUGGCAGUGAGACUGCCGUCGAGAUCGACUACCAGUUCGGCGAAAUGAGCUUCCUGCAAAGGGGUUUCCAGAUCCUCGGGGACUGGGCCUGGGAAUUCGACGACUUCCGCGAAGUCGUGCUUCCCCGCGUCACCGCUAAGACCGGGGCGGGCAAAGACGGAGCGAAAGACCCGGGCGCCGCAGGUGCCGCGCCCAAGAGCCUGCCGUCGGCGCCGGGUUCGGCGUUGGGUUCGCCCACGCCAAGUCAGCGGUCGAGUGCGGAGGAGGCGGGCGGUUCGAAGCCGGUGUUGCACUGUGCGACGUUGACGAACACGGCGGACAUGUUGCACAUUCGUCUGAUCGGUUUGCUGGAGUACGACUUGGUGCGACUCAAGGCGAUGAGUUCGGGCAUGUUGGUCACGGAGCGUACGGACCGUUACUUUGCGGAGCGUGAGGCAAGACUGAAGGAGGUGAUGAGGCAGUUGCAGACGCUGAAGGAGUUGUCCGAGCAGCGGCCGAAGAAGGGUUUAGACGCGGCGCAGAAGAAGGAGUACAAGAAGUUAUUGGGUGAGUUGGAGGAGUUGGAGGCGACUGUGACGCCGGGCGACGUGUUGAAUGCGGGUAGUUGGACGACGGCGAGUUUGGUGCAUUUGUUGUGGAACGGGCCGGAGUUGCCAUUGCUAAAGGCGUGGAAGAUGGGGAGUCCGUAUAAGGACGUGCCGUUUUACGAGACGCAGAAGGGUGACCAGAAGAGUGCUGAGUUCCGGCGUUUCCUGUGUUUCAUAGAAUGGUUCAGUCGCGAUUCGUUUGUGCCGUUUCCACCGACGAAGACUAUCCGUCCAGAGAAUGUGCGAGAGGUGGUGUAUGACAGAGUGCGGGAUGUGGUGGAGGUAUUUGCGUUGGUGCCUUUGGGCAACCGGUUGGUGCGGCAGUGCGUGUACAACUCGAACGGCGACUGGUCGUUGGGGUCGUUGCGUGCGGCGUGUGUGUCUGAGUUAGCAGCACCGGCGAAGGGGGCGGGUGCGGCGCCGUUGGCGAACAAUUUGUUCCUCGGUGUGGGUGGCGAGAGGCCGCGGGUGGUGUGCAGUUGGGGGACGCCGUUGAGUCGCGAGAUGAGCCCGCACGAAAC
Gregarina niphandrodes is the source of this 5552-nucleotide messenger RNA. RefSeq lists its product as hypothetical. The annotation marks the transcript as partial. The record is from RefSeq and is a predicted model, not a curated record. The transcript has a single exon. Lineage: Eukaryota; Apicomplexa; Conoidasida; Eugregarinorida; Gregarinidae.